Messenger RNA from Pocillopora damicornis (cauliflower coral), 1017 nucleotides. RefSeq lists its product as uncharacterized. The record is from RefSeq and is a predicted model, not a curated record. Lineage: Eukaryota; Metazoa; Cnidaria; Anthozoa; Scleractinia; Pocilloporidae.
AUGGAAGUAUUGGUAGUUGCGAUAACGCUAUUGGUCACCUUUUCCCUAAAGAAUUCUCAUGGGCUCAGUCAAAGUUUUUCUGGAGGAGUUUCAUUUGUGGAAUACAUGCUUCAGAAGUUUUCCUACUUGAACAUCACAAAAAUCGGUUCAGAACUUGUCCAACAUGGCGACGAGUGUGGAUUUGCCUGCCUAGAAGUUCCUUCGUGUUUUUCUUACAACCUCGCUGUAUUUUCUGAUAUCAACGGAAAAUUGUCGUGUGAAUUGCUUCCAUCUGACAAGUACAAAAACUCGGAUAAAUUAUUUAACAGUCCGAUGUUUCAUCACUUCAGUAUAACGAGUCCAUGUUCAAGCGAUCCCUGCAUGAAUAAUAGUAUUUGUGUGGCCAAGUACAGAGACAAGGAUUAUCGAUGUGAAUGCGCUCCGGGAUACACAGGAAAACUCUGCGAUAUAGGUCCAUUUUUUGGAACAGACUGCCAUAAAAUCAAAACCCAGGGUAAAGAUAAAAGCGGUAUGUACUGGUUGGACUCGGAUGGAGGAAGCCAUUCCAACGCAUUCCAGGCUUAUUGUGAUAUGAUGUCAUACAAUGGAGGAUGGACCAUGUGUUACACUACUGAUGAAUAUGUCAAACCCAGGACUGAGGUCACAUACAAUGCCUCUUUUCCUUAUGGAACUGUCGGCUACAGAAGUAACUGCAACAACAUCCCAUUUACAGAAAUAAUAUUUGUUGAUCACCAAUCUGGUAAAAAGGCAUAUUUCAAAAGGAAAUUGGAUGAACCCCUCACGGCCGCUGCUUCAUAUGAGAAAGGUGCCAACACUUAUGGAUUAUGGGACGCUGUGGAGGCCUCCCAGUAUUAUUCAUACCAGUUGCUGAUCUGCGACAACUCAUUCUACAGCGGCUUUUUAGUGUCUGGUUAUACCAAUAACUGCUACAAGGGGUGCGCUCACUGGUGCUACGAUAAAUACUCACCAUUCUUUCGCACAGCAAGUUCUGAUCAUCAGUACAAAGGUGUGGCUUUC